AUGCAUACGAGAAAGGAAUAUUCAGAACAUCUUAAAACGCACAAGGAACAAGAUUUACAUAAGUGCGCUUGGCCCGAAUGUGGAAAGAAAUUCCUUUCCCUAACAGGAUUUCUAAGGCAUAAAGAAGUGCAUCAACCUAAACUUCAUUGUGAAAACUGUAACGAAUCCUUUUCUUAUAAAAUUACACUAAAGAAGCACAUGGAACAAUUCCAUGGAUUUAGAG
This is a messenger RNA of Loa loa (African eye worm), 223 nucleotides long. RefSeq names its product zinc finger protein. NCBI's taxonomy places the organism in Eukaryota, Metazoa, Nematoda, Chromadorea, Rhabditida, Onchocercidae. The record is from RefSeq and is a predicted model, not a curated record. The transcript has a single exon. The annotation marks the transcript as partial.